AUUUUGCAGCUUAGCAGGCGUUAAACAAAUGUAAGCCAGGGCAAAUAAGUGGUCAAAGUGGACAAAGGAUAGCCGAACCAUUUGACUAAGCAGCGGUCAAAUGAAAAAUCCCACGCCAGCUUAGGCCAACAAACACACACGCCGAGGAUUGCAGCCACUCGACGCUAAAUUAACACAAGCCAGAGUUUCAGAAAUUAAAUUCUUUGCUGAACUUUGAGAGUUGUUUUACUUGAAUUGACGACGAAACUCUUGGGGUUUCUGCAAAGUGCAAGCAAGAGUAAGUUAACCCAAGCUGCUAAUAUGCCAGUUUGACACGCCCACAGGCAAAGCGGGCGCAGCAGCUGCCACAAUGAGCAAGGACAACAACAAUAACGGCAACAACAACGGCAACAACAACAACCCGAUCGCUAGCGAAGCAUUGAACAGCAGCGUUAAUGACGCGCUUUGGUCCCUCGACAAUCUGGAUGGCAUCAAUCAAAGCGUCGAGCUGCACUGCCUGCUGCAGCAGCAAAUUGAGGCAACGACCUAUGGCAAUGCCAGCGACCAUUGCCUCACCCAGUUCGAUACGAUACUCUGCUGGCCGCGCACGGCACGCGGCACCCUGGCUGUGCUCCAGUGCAUGGAUGAACUGCAGGGCAUACACUACGACAGCAGCAAGAAUGCAACGCGCUUUUGCCACGCGAACGGCACCUGGGCCCAGUAUACGGACUACGAUGCAUGCGCCCAUUUGCCCGCGGAGACGCAGACAGUGCCGGAGUUCGAGACCAUUGUGGAGCUGCCCACCAUCAUUUAUUAUAUUGGCUAUGCCCUAAGCCUGGUCUCGCUCACGCUGGCGCUGAUUGUCUUCGCCUACUACAAGGAGCUGCGUUGCCUGCGGAACACCAUCCACGCCAAUUUGUUCUUCACCUACAUCAUGUCGGCUUUGUUCUGGAUACUCUUGCUGUCCGUGCAGAUCUCUAUUCGCAGCGGACUGAGCAGCUGCAUUGCCCUGGUCACGCUUUUUCAUUUCUUCACGCUGACCAAUUUCUUUUGGAUGCUGGUCGAGGGUCUGUAUCUGUAUAUGUUGGUGGUCAAGACUUUCUCCGGCGAUAAUAUACGAUUUAAUAUCUACGCCUCCAUUGGCUGGGGCGGUCCGGCGCUCUUUGUCGUCACCUGGGCGGUGGCAAAGAGUCUAACGGUGACCUACAACAACAACAUGGAGAAGUAUGACAUCAACUGUCCCUGGAUGGAGGAGACAAAUGUCGACUGGAUAUUCCAAGGACCCGUCUGUGCGGUUCUCAUCAUCAAUUUGACAUUCCUGCUGCGCAUCAUGUGGGUGCUCAUCACCAAGCUCCGGUCCGCGAAUACCGUGGAGACGCGCCAGUACCGGAAGGCGGCCAAGGCGUUGCUCGUGCUCAUUCCGCUCUUUGGCAUCACCUAUCUGGUGGUGCUAGCCGGCCCCUCCGAAUCGGGCCUAAUGGGUCACAUGUUUGCCGUGCUGCGCGCCGUGCUGCUCAGCACCCAGGGCUUUUGGGUGUCUCUGUUCUACUGUUUCCUCAAUUCGGAGGUGCGCAACGCGCUGCGACAUCAUGCAUCCACUUGGCGCGACACGCGCAACAUACAACGCAACCAGAACCGACGGUAUACAACAAAAAGUUUCUCCAAGGGCGGCGGCUCCCCUCGCGCUGAGAGUAUGCGCCCUUUGACAUCUUACUACGGACGUGGCAAGCGUGAAUCUUGUGUAUCUUCGGCCACAACCACCACGCUGGUGGGUCAACAUGCACCGCUGUCGCUGCACCGUGGUUCAAACAAUGCGCUCCACAUGCUGCCCACCAAUAUUGCGGGCACUGGCAGCACUCUGAGCGUCAUGCCCAGAGCCAUCAGUCCCCUAAUGAAGCAGGGACUCGAGGAGAACUCCGUAUAAGAGGGCGUGCCCACACACAGACAGAGUGUAGAUGAAAUGAAGUCUCCUAGGUCUCCUAUUGAUGUUGUUGUUGGCAUUGAUGGAACUGUAAAUUGUACAACUAAGUAGUCAAGAUUUUAGCAAAUGGCAAGCAAGCUGCAAGCAUCUUAAGAGACUGAACUGAAUUUUAAUUUGAAUUUUUCCAUCCCACAAUAUUUCACAAUGUGGAGCUGAAGUUCAUGAGUUAACAAUUGUUUUCCAAUUACGCAUAGCUAUAUGAAGUUUUUAUCUUUUAACUACUAUAAACCCAUAAUGAUAGCCACACACACUGUUUUAAUUGUUGGAUGUUGUUGUAAAUGUUUUCAGCCAUAUGAACUAAACCUAUGCGAACGCUACCUUAAACAACUAUUCUA
Messenger RNA from Drosophila novamexicana, 2295 nucleotides. It is a transcript of the gene Dh44-R1, whose product is annotated as diuretic hormone receptor. Gene Ontology annotation, molecular function: peptide hormone binding; G protein-coupled peptide receptor activity; diuretic hormone receptor activity. The record is from RefSeq and is a predicted model, not a curated record. Bases 350 to 1903 code for a protein of 517 amino acids. The transcript has 12 exons. Gene Ontology annotation, cellular component: plasma membrane. Gene Ontology annotation, biological process: cell surface receptor signaling pathway; adenylate cyclase-modulating G protein-coupled receptor signaling pathway. NCBI's taxonomy places the organism in Eukaryota, Metazoa, Arthropoda, Insecta, Diptera, Drosophilidae.